This is a messenger RNA of Sapajus apella (tufted capuchin), 7080 nucleotides long. RefSeq names its product collagen alpha-1(I) chain. The coding region runs from base 1221 to 6671 and encodes 1816 amino acids. Lineage: Eukaryota; Metazoa; Chordata; Mammalia; Primates; Cebidae. The record is from RefSeq and is a predicted model, not a curated record. The transcript has 9 exons.
AGUGCUGGGAGUACAGGCGUGAGCCACUGCACCCAGCCUGCAUGCUGGUUUUGAAGGACCGUUUGUUUCUCAGGAUCGUGCUAGCUGGCAUGAUUUUGCUGAUGGCUGGCUCCGCCAGCAGACAGUCGAGAGUGAGUUUAGCUCGCUGCUUCGGAAUCUCCGUUUUAACAAGUGCUGGUAUAACGCCAGUUACUGAAAUGCUUCCUACUCCUAUCUUGCUGUGUACUACAAGAGUUUUAUUUUUAUCAGAUGCAUUUUUCAGUCCAGGCGUAACUCCCUUUGCUUCCCCUGGGUCUGAUGGAAACCAGGCCCCAAGGAGGGAGAUGGGAGAGACAGCCCCGCCGGGCACCUGGCCUCUACAGAGACCUGUCCAGGGGUGGGGGUCAGGAAAUGGACUGUUCUCCUAAUUUAUUUCAAACCAGGAGCCCUGACUGUAUGCAUUCUGCCUUACCCCUGCCUCUCCAUAUUUCUGAAUAUUCUUUUCAUGAGCUGGCAGGGACGUUGUAAAUAGUUGAGCUGACCAAGGGCUGGAUUGGAGGUUCCAGCGAAGCCUGCUCUCUGCUGAUGACUUUCCUCCUCACAAUGCGGUUCAGUUGUUUGAGAGCCACCAAACACUGCGUGCUGAGGAAACACCAUCGUUUUUCACACAGGAGCUAGAUAAGCUUUGUUCCCUUUACACUGCAUUUUUUAAAAAGUUUUCUAUCAAAAACACAUAAUCGAAGUUUUCUAAAAGAUAAAACUGCAUGUCACAGAUUAAUCUCAACAUUAUGUUGAGUAAAGGACGCCAAACACUGAAGGCCACACAUCAUAUUUGAAACGUCCAGGGAAGGAAAACUACAGAGACAGCAGAUGGGUUGUUGCCUAAGGGGUGACGGCACGCCCUCACCACAAACGGGGAAGUGCCACUCCCCUUCCAGGGACAACGAGAGGAGCCCUGCUCUGUCAACGCUCUGAAGGUGCUCCGAGUACUGGCAGAAGCCAGCAGCCUCCUUUGCUGAGGAGCUGGUGCUUGUCCAAACGCAGAAGGAAGCUGACACCUCCCACGUGGGGGACAGAAGGGUCCUCUCAUUGGUGCCACCUGCAGAGACAGACAACGCCUGGCCGUCAGAGGACGCUCCGACAGCGACACAAUGACCACUAUAAAAGUCAGGCGGGCCACGGAAGGCAGCAGAAGGCCAGGAGACUCCGCAGCUGUAGGGUAAGAGGAGCUGGCUCCUGAGAUGGAGAAAUUCAAGGCUGCGAUGUUGCUGGGGAGCGUCGGUGAUGCGCUUGGCUACAGAAAUGUCUGCCAGGAGAACAGCGCUGCAGGCAUGAAGAUUCAGGAGGAGCUACACCGUUCCGGGGGCCUGGACCACCUUGUACUCUCGCCGGGAGAAUGGCCUGUGAGUGACAACACCAUCAUGCACAUGGCGACCGCCCAGGCCCUCACCACAGACUACUGGUGCCUGGAUGAUCUGUACCGGGAGAUGGUGAGGUGCUAUGUGGAAAUUGUCGAGAAGCUUCCAGAACGCCGGCCAGACCCAGCUACCAUUGAAGGCUGCGCUCAGCUGAAGCCCAAUAACUACCUCCUCGCCUGGCACACACCGUUCAACGAAAAGGGCUCGGGGUUUGGAGCAGCUACCAAGGCCAUGUGCGUUGGCCUGCGGUACUGGAAGCCCGAGCGGCUGGAGACCCUCAUUGAGGUCAGCGUCGAGUGUGGCCGGAUGACCCACAACCAUCCCACAGGCUUCCUGGGCUCCCUGUGCACGGCCCUGUUUGUGUCAUUCGCCGCACAAGGAAAGCCGCUGGUCCAGUGGGGGAGGGACAUGCUGAGGGCAGUGCCCCUGGCGGAAGAGUACUGCAGGAAGACCAUUCGGCACACGGCAGAAUACCAGGAGCAUUGGUUUUACUUUGAAGCUAAAUGGCAGUUUUAUUUGGAGGAGAGGAAGAUCAGUAAGGACUCAGAAAACAAAGCCAUCUUCCCCGACAAUUAUGACGCAGAAGAGAGGGAAAAGACCUACAGGAAGUGGAGCUCGGAAGGCCGAGGGGGCAGACGAGGCCAUGAUGCCCCCAUGAUAGCCUAUGACGCCCUCCUGGCAGCAGGCAACAGCUGGACUGAGCUGUGUCACCGGGCCAUGUUUCAUGGAGGGGAGAGCGCGGCCACCGGCACCAUUGCAGGCUGCCUGUUCGGGCUGCUGUAUGGCCUGGACCUGGUUCCCAAAGGCUUGUACCAGGACCUGGAGGACAAGCAGAAGCUGCAGGACCUGGGCGCGGCUCUCUACCGCCUGUCCACAGAGGAGAACCCGAAGCGCAGCAAGACCUGCAGUGACGUCAUGUCCGCCGACGCCCAGGCCCUGAAGAAGAAGAUGGGCAAGAUGGCCUGCGACCCGGCCGCCCGCGCCAUCCUGGGCAGCCUGCUGCUCUACGUCACGGGCCGCGCGGACCGGCCCCCGGGGACCGAGGCCGCGGAGAGCAGGGCCGGCCGCCAGCCCCAGCCCCGGCCCCAGCCCCAGCCCCUGCCCCAGGAGGCCGCCCAGCGGCCCACGCGCUUCCAGCUCCUGCAGGCCAAGUUCCUGGGCCCCGGCCGGGAGCGCUGCCUCAAGAGGACCCGGGAGGUGGGCCGGCUGAUCUGCAGGGACAAGCAGGGGCCGGGCAGGGGCGUCGUGGGCGCCACCAUCAACAAGCUCCUGGAGAAGACCAAGGAGCCCGCCCCGAAGCCCCGCCCCAGCGAGAAGCCGCACUGGGGCCACCCGGCCGCGAAGAGCCCCGUGAAGAGCAUCCUCAAGAAGUUCCUGGCCGCCGAGGAGAAGGAGGCGAAGGAGAAAGACGCGCGAGAGAAGCCCCGGGCGGAGCGGCCCAGAGCCCGCGGCCUCCUGCCGAAGGUGGUGGGCAAGAGCUCGGUGCUGGCCAAGCUCCGCGAGAGGUUCGAGCACGCCAGCUGCCUGUGCUCCGAGGCCGGCGCACUGCGGCUGCGCACGGAGGAGCGGAAGAGGCGGAACCUGCAGCGGAAGCGGAUGCACCGGCCGGAAGUGCGCGUGCUGCACACGGCUGCCAUGGCCAGCAGCUGCGUUAGGACGCCCGCCGCCCGCUUCCUGGCCUGCACCGCCGAUCCGCUGCCGGCCCUCAGCGUCGCCACCGUCGUCUGCGGCCCCAGGAGCUGGCUGUCCCACUGCACCAAAAUCAGCCACUCGGAGGCGAGGCGGCUGCCCAGGGCAGAGACCAGCAUGCCCCCCAGUGCCGGGGAAACGGGGCCCAGUGGGAACAAAGCAGCGGGAAAGGGGCCCUUGGAGGAGGAGCCCCAAAGACGGCCGAGCCCCUUGAAGCCCGGGACGCCCCAGGUGACAGCUCGGAGGGACGGCCACGCUGGCCCCUCACUGGCCCCCUCUUGGGCUCCCCGCACAGGCGAAGCCCGUCCUGGCCUGGUGCCUGCAUCAUGCCCACUGGGACCCGCCAGCCUGUGGGGUCCCCCGGCAAAGAGCACUGCAGACGACGUGCAGGAGGUGAGGGGAGCCACAAUCAUGUGGUGUCCUCGUCCCACGGGCGAGGGUGCAGGGGAGGGCCCUGAAAUCACCAUGACUGUUUGCAUCUCGGAAGAUGAAACGGAAGGAACAGGCUUCCCAGACCCUGGGAGAGACCCCGUCUUUGCCACCCAGAAGUAUUUCCCAGAACAGAAGGUGCCAGAACACAUCCCACCCCUGAACACGCCAUCGGUCCAGGCUGCUAGGACAACACAGCCCAGCACGGAGCCUCCACGGAUAACUGUCCAAAUCCCAGUCGUCCACAAAAUGCCUGCCUCUCCCACCACGCUGCAAAAUGCAUCAAGUGGUGAAAACCAAUGUUCUCGUAUUUUUGGAGGAGAGAACGAGGCUGAAAAGGCGCACACAGAAUUUUCUACCGUGACUGAGAACAGAAGGGAUAACCGAGCCCCAGUGGAACCCAGCAAGCCUUCAGGGACACAGGUGAGACUCGGUGCCUCCUCACCACAGGGACCACGAGCAGCUCUGCAUCCGGCAGCGAGAGGAGCUGCAGGCGCCAGCCACCCUGUCUCAGAGAGGGCUCUGGCACAGAGAACCCGGACAGAUCCUGCUGGUGGGAAGGGAAUUCUCAAAGGCAGCUUUGAGAGUUCACAUGGUCCCAGGAAUCCUGAGCAUAUUUCAGGAGAGAGGACCUGUGAGCUCAGAGAUGAGAUGCAUCUGUUACAAGAAUUAAAUGAAGUAUCUGUCCAGAACAAGGGCUCCACAGCAAAUUCUCCCACAGCCUGGCAGAACCGUCUGAGGGGAAACACUGGCCAUGCCUCCAGUGGCCAGCAAGUGCCAUCCCCGACCAGAAGAAAUCCAACAGGUGCCCCCACAUCGCUGGCAGCACCAUCCCAGGAGUAUAUAGGGCCUGGGGGUGUCACCCCGAUGGGCACGAACAUGCCCAUCGCGAGGGAGAAGCACAGCAGGCCACGACUAACAGAGUCCGCCCAGACCCUGAAGGCGGCCGAGGAAAUCACCAGCCAUGAUUUUGGCGAGAACCCACUGUCCUCAUUAAAUGAACGGCCCAAACCUGGUAUCGAAGCUUGUAGGGAGAUGGCAGCUGCAGGGAGUGCUGUGAGCCUUGCCACACAAACACUGGCACCGGGUGGCACCCAGAGCCCUGGAGACCGCACAGUGGGAGAGCCGGAGACGCUGGGCCAGGAGGAAUACAGAAUCUUGUCUGAAAGCCACUCCAGAGGAGAGGCUCUCCCUCGAAACCCCCACAGCCGUGGCUUCCUGGACCCCUGGGGGUCCUCAGAGCCCAAGAGUAGAGCAGCAGGGAGGAGCCUCCUUAGAGGCAUGGCCCUCACCCAGCACACAGAGGACACUGCAGCUCUCACCUGGCACCCAGGGGACGCUGCAGCCCCCACCUGGCACCCAAAGGGCACUGUAGCCCUCACCCAGCACCCAGAGAAUGCUGCAGCCCUCACCCGGCACUCAGAGAAUGCUGCAGCCCUCGCCCGGCACCCAAAGGAUUAUGCAGCCCUCGCCCGGCACCCAGAGGACUCUGCAGCCCUCGCCCGGCACCCAGUGGACUCUGCAGCCCUCGCCCGGCACCCAGAGGUGCCCCGAUUACACAUUUCAAAUGCAUCAGCAGCCACGGGAGACAGAAAGGAUGUGACUGUGGAAGAAAGCCUUCUGGGUAAAGGCACAAAGUCUGGAACUCCUGCUUCCGAUCAUCCCAGAACACAGGCAGGGAGUGUGGCAGGGUCCCCCAGCCAUGGCCCUGGCUGCCCACCAUCGCCUUCUGAGAACCCACAGGGAAAGGGCAGAGAGGGCAUUGACUCUCCCCGUGGGGCAGAGCCUGACCAUCUGCUUCCUGUUGUGCCUCCUGCAGAGGCGGACACGGGGUGGUUGGGUGGCACCCACCAGCGGGACCCUUCCCAUGUACAGGCACCCCUGCCCCCUACUGCUGUUGACACACAGGCAACACUCUGGGCCAGUGUUUCCGAGCCCAGGACCCAGGCAGGUGAAGCCCAGAAACAUCCCCCAACCCAGGCAGGUGAAACCCAGAAGUGUUCCCCGACCCAGCAGGGUGAAUCUCAGAAGCGUCCCCCGACCCAGGCAGACCUGGGGAGGCAACAGAGUUGCCAGGUGCAGGAGGAGGCCCCUGAGCCCAGUGAUGCAGGGAAGAGCGGGGCGCCUUUGGGCCUGAAGGUUGUGCUGACCGCAGCAAAAGAGCCUCAGACACAGUGGGCGCAGGAUCUGGGUGGGGACAAAGGGAUGGCCAUUGGGGUUGGGGGUGCCUGCCAGCACAGUGACCAAGGUCAGCAGCGUCCACGGGGACUCUGGGAGGAGCAGGGGAGGAGAGCAGUGCAGGGAGAGGGCACCAGGACUGCCAAGAACCCAGCCGCACCUCCAGGGGACCCCAAGGGGCCGGGAAGCCUGGCGGCCCAGGGGCAGGCCCAGAAACAGGCUCAGGAAAAGGCCCAGGGACAGCCCCAGAGGCAGAUCCAGAGAGAGGCCCCGGGACAGCCCCAGGGGCAGAUCAAGAGAGAGGCCCCGGGACAGCCCCAGGGGCAGAUCCAGAGAGAGGCCCAGGGACAGCCCCAGGGGCAGAUCCAGAGAGAGGCCCAGGGACAGCCCCAGGGGCAGAUCCAGAGAGAGGCCCAGGGACAGCCCCAGGGGCAGAUCCAGAGAGAGGCCCAGGGACAGCCCCAGGGGCAGAUCCAGAGAGAGGCCCAGGGACAGGCCUUGGCCUGUGGGAUGGUGCCUUGGGCCUGGGAGCAGCCCGUUAGUGGCACAGCUGAGCUAGUGGCCACUGCUGGAAGGAGUGGAGGGUCUGGAAGCCCAGCCCCCAGGGACAAUGGACAGUGGAGGGGCAGUGGACUGGGGGAGCCUGGUGCCCAGCACCCACCCCCAAGAAGCCACCCCCUCGGGGGCAAGAGCAUUGCCACCUCUCCCCUGGGCCUGAGAAAGAGCCCAGCUGAGCACACGCCUGAGGCUGGGAGCUGGGGAACUCCCCAGGCCCCGACCCAGGAGGGGCCCCCAGGCCACCCCAGGGCGAAGAGGGACCUGCAGGAUGCAAUGGAGGCAUCAGAGCCUGAAUGUCUCAAGAGGUCCACGCGUCUGGCCAAGUACAAAGCCCAAAGCUUCAGUGACCAGAGGGCCUUCGAUUUGUCCUUCAGACCAAUGAGCCUCAGGGCCAGUGACACCUUUGAGCUCCCAAAGUGAGGCCCGAGUCCAAGCCGUGGUGCCCAGUACUUCGGCAUCCGCCCAUUGGGGCCUUCAGGUGUUGUCUUGCCUCCAAAUUCGUUCUGGAGCGUCCCCUACAGAGACACCUGUUUCCAUCAUUUUCUUUCCCUUUUUCGCAAGCUGACCUUGGGAGGACUGAGCUACAAGUGGGUGGGGUCCGUGUCGCCCCACAGAUUCCCAAGGCUGCUGGGGUGAGAGGUCUGGGUCUUCAGCCUCACAGGCCCUGAGGGUUCUUUGCUUCUUCACCUGAGGGCGCCAACUCACCCCUCUCAGCCUGCGACGAGGAGCUCACACCUCCCUCAGUGGCACAGUGUAUGUGUCCCCCUCAACCUGCAGGACGCUGGCACUUUGGGAUGCCUCCCACCCGUCCCUGCCCAAGCCCCGCCAU